ACAAAAAUCAAAAUGAAGUUACGUGGCACGUCAUCAGCAGAGGAAAAAUCAGGUGCAUGGAGCUCACAUACUGCAUCGAUAAGGUUUUGAAAUCUACUGAUUUCUUCUCCUUCCACGCACAUUAUUCCACUUCUCCCAUUCCAUCUCUUCAAUUAUAGCAAUGGCGGCUGUGAGUUUGAGUUUCAAUCUGGCGGGGGCGUUCAAAGGGCUUUCCAUCGGCUCCAGCUCCUCGUCUUCAUUUUUCAGAGGCGAUUUCGGUUUGAUUCACAUGGGGCAAAACGCCUCCGUUAUGCUUCCGAUGAAGCCGCCGCUGACGAUUGAGUCGGCGCACAAGAAAGGAGCUGGAAGCACUAAGAACGGCCGCGACUCGCCGGGCCAGCGGCUUGGAGUCAAAAUCUUCGGCGAUCAAGCAGCCAAGGCUGGCUCCAUUAUCGUCCGCCAACGCGGCACCAAGUUUCAUCCCGGCAACAACGUUGGGCUUGGUAGGGAUCACACUAUUUUUGCCUUGAUCGAUGGACUAGUGAAGUUUGAGAAGUUUGGACCAGACAAGAAAAAGAUUAGUGUCUACCCCCGAGAAGUGCAACCCGAGAACCCCAACAGUUACAGAGCACGAAAGAGGGAAUCGUUCAGAUUACAACGCGAGCGAAGAAGAGCUAGAAAAGAAAUCAGAGAAGGCAUUGUGGUUCAACCUCAACUGGUUCUUGCCUCUGCUGCUGAAGAUGCAGCAGUUUGUUAGCCAGCUUGAGGGUUUGUUGCUUGUAUUCAACAAUAAUGAGUUUGGCCCAAUUAGAUAUCCAUUUAUAUCCUUUGAGCUUAAUUUCAAGUUAAUUUGAAUAAACUAUUUACACAUAAUUAUUUAUUCUACAUAGAUUUUUCCUAUUA
Molecule: messenger RNA, 882 nt
Organism: Salvia splendens (bonfire salvia)
Lineage: Eukaryota; Viridiplantae; Streptophyta; Magnoliopsida; Lamiales; Lamiaceae
Product: 50S ribosomal protein L27, chloroplastic
Exons: 4
Coding region: 161-736 (191 amino acids)
Biological process (GO): translation
Cellular component (GO): ribosome
Molecular function (GO): structural constituent of ribosome
Source: RefSeq, a predicted model, not a curated record